Messenger RNA from Trichomonas vaginalis G3, 537 nucleotides. RefSeq names its product protein of unknown function, DUF4106 family. The annotation marks the transcript as partial. The transcript has a single exon. Lineage: Eukaryota; Parabasalia; Trichomonadida; Trichomonadidae. The record is from RefSeq and is a predicted model, not a curated record.
AUGCCACGUAAGCUACGUAAGAAUAUACGUAAGAGGAAGGGAGCAUUGAAACAUCCAAUAGUAAAACUGACACCACAACAACAGUUGCAACAACAAAUAAUGAAUGACCCCACUAUGUUGCAACAAAUGUCAAGCAAUCCUAUGCUUUUAAACCGAGUUAUUGGUGCACAGAGUGGAGGUUUAAGAGCGGCACUUUUAGCGAAAAUGGCAGGCUAUGGUGGAGCUGCAGACGGAACAGCUUAUAACCCUCAAAGUCAAAUGAAUUUGAGUUCACUCAAAAAUCAAAUAGCAGAUGUCAAAAAGUCAAACAUAGACAUACAGAAACAAAUAGGUGAAAACGAAAAGAAACUAGAAUAUGACAGACACACAAAGAAACUCAAUGAGUUAAACGUAGAGAAAAAGAAGAAAGAAGAACAACUGAAAGAACUAAGUACAGAGGAAUAUGCGAAAAAAGUGUCAGAAAAAGCAGCAGAAGUAGCAAAAAUGGAACAAGAUGUUAUAAAUUUGAAAAACCAUACUACUCAAUAUAAAGUACUG